GCCACUUUCUUCUCGACAUCACUCGAGUAUUUUGUGCAUGUCAUUGCUUGCGAAUUAUUUCGCGCAGAUUCUUCUUCUCAAUUCUUGUUUCUACCUCCAUCUUGAAGACUCUAUCUGAAACUCGCUUCUGAGGCUGUGCGAAGUAUUCCAACAUGCUGGGCCAUUGAAACUUUAUGGCUCCGAACCGUUGGUCCCUGAACCUGAACCUGAACCGGAACCACGUUUGCAACUCCAUCCUCCAUACUUCAUCCCAAUUUUGGAGAUAACGAAGUCUUUGGAAGUGUUUGACUCUCUCCGAUACAGUCCCUAUUGUUUUGGCCAUGCCGCCCCAUCCUGGCACUCGCAGGUGAUCAGUUGACAGGUGGAGUGGAGAACCCCUGCGCGGCGCCUCCCUAUUGGCCCAUGAUUAGCUACUGCGGCGGUCUACAUCCGCUAGUCACUAGCGCCCUUUUACAGUGGGCCUACAAAUUUUUUUCUUUCCUCGGCCAUGACGAUAUUGCGGGCUUGGUCGGGAGAUGGUUGUGCGACCGGGACAAGAUGUGCAGUUGUACUGUACGGAGUACUCUGAGCAGUCUAUGCUCCAGCUGGAUCCGCCAAAGAAAUACUUCUUGACCAGAGAGCCACAGGGAAGCAUGACCUGUCCUGUCGCACACGAUCCCCGGUCCUUUGACUCUGAGAAAGUCCCCAGGGGUCCCGCAGGAGCUACUAGCUGCUUUUAAAGGCGUGCUGUGCUUUUUGGCAACCCACCUCCUCAUAAUCAGAGCGAAGAAGGGAACAAAAGCCUAAGCGCGAGGAUCGGCCAUGCAUUGCAAGUAGAUCCAUUGACCAUUGGACGCCCGGGGAACUCCUGCACUUGACUAAACUUCGUCAUUUCACUCAAUUCAAGGACCUGAACGGUCAAAGAACCAGAACUAACGGAACCUCGGCGGUAGGCAGCUUCACCGCAUGUUGGACAUCCGUUCGGUGGGCCCAACUGCCCAGCGGCCAUUGGGCAUCUGAAAGGUUUCUCUCGCUCACACCUAACCACUGGUGGCCCAACGGGAGGAGGACUAAAAAGACUAAUAGAGCUAACAAGACUAAAUAAAUGGCCAUUGGAAGCUAGCACGAGCUGGUCACUGUGACAACUGGCCCCACCAAUCAUUCGGUUUCUCUGUUUUUUUCUCCUUGUCAAUCAUAUGCUGGCUGCUGUUGUACAAAAAUACUCGUGUGAGGAGUACAAAGAACGGAGUGGCAGAUGGACGAAGAAUUGGACAAACGUACAGAGUACUCCCCCUGUGAUGGCUAUGGGGUUGGGCAUAUGAGGUUGUUAUCUAGUUCCUUUCUUUUUUGCUUUGUAGAUAUUUUUUUUCACCUUUUGUAGCUCCUAGUCCUAUCAGUAACUCUAUUUGGGUAAGACACUCCGCAUGGCUCGGGUGUCCGUGGUAGUCAUAGCCAUAGUUCCGUACGAGCGGAUGUCAUUGUUAUUGUUUCCAUGUGGCCCUAGCUUCUGCCUUUUUUUUUCUUCCCCUCUUCCCUCUACCUCUCUUCUUCAUCUUCUCUCAUCAUACCCUGCUAAUCUUACUACUCUAACUCCCUCGAAAACCUCUCUAUCUCACUUUUUCUCUCCAAAAACUCAUCUUUCACUCGCCUGCUCUGAGAGCGACAAUCUGUACAGCUCGUCCUCUACCUGCGUCUACUUUGCUGGUCAAAUUGCGAAUCUGUUUUAUCCGUUGUUCUUUGAUUCCCCUCACUAAUUUCACGACCGUUACGAUUUAACGACCUACAACCAUGGCGACUGCGGCGACUCAGAGUGUGUCGGAGGAGCAUCUGCCCAAGGACCCUAUCUCGGUGGAGCCCGUCCUCGCGGCCACCCCAAUCGCCAUCGACGAGAAGUCCGCAACCAAUGGCGAGUCCACUACUGCCGAACCGGAAGUCCCUCUGACUGCGGCACAAAAAAAGAAGGCCAAGAAGAACAAGAAGAAGCAGCAGAAGAAGCAGGAGAGCAUCAGCUCUGUUUCUGCUGAUGUCUCUGAGAAGGAGACGACCCCCGCCGAAACUCCUUCAGCCGCAGAGGAUGCUCCCGUGCCGGUGGCUACCGAAGAAUCUACACCUGAACCUGUCGCAGAGGAGCCCAAGGCCGCUGAGCCUGUUGAGGAGCCUGUCACCCACAAGGAGCCCGAGACUACUGCCGAAGAGAACGUGGAGACCGCCCCGGAGACUAUCGAGACCGCCACGGAGGAGCCCACCACCGAAGAGUCAAAGGUGGAAGAAGUGAUCCCCGAAGUCACCAAGGAGAUUCCCACUGAAGAAACCGUUGAGGAGCCAGCUAAGGAAGCUCCCGUCGAAGACCUCUCAACCGAGGCUUCCACCGCCGAAUCCAAGGAGGAAGCCGUUGUCGAGGAAUCUGCCAAGGCAGAGCCUGUUGAGGCGCCUAAGGAGGUCUCUGAGGAGAAGCCUGCAGCAGAGGAAUCCGCUGAGGUUUCUACCACCGAAGAGAAGGUUGAGGAGUCUACCUCCAAGGAGGCUGCCCCUGAGGAAGCUCCCGUCGCCGAGGAGAAGGUUGAAGAGCCUACUCCUACCCAGACUGUUGAGCAAUCUAUUACCGAGGAGGCCUCCGCUGCCGAGGAGAAGGUUGCAGAACCCGCCACUGUCGAGGUGCCCGUUGCCGAGCAGCCUGCUGCUGAAGAGACUGCCCCCGAGGUGGUUUCUGAGACCGCUGAGGAGUCGACCGACGCCCCCGCGACUGAGGAAAAGGUUGAAGAGCCUUCUACCAGCGUCGAGGAGCCUGCCGCUCAGGAGACUAUUACUGAGGAGGCUCCCGAGCCCGUCCAAGAGUCGACCGAAGCUCUCGCCGUUGAGGAGAAGGUUGAAGAGCCCACCCCUGCAGAGAGUGCCGUCGUUGAGGAGCCUACCACCAAGGAGACUAUUUCCGAGGAAGCUCCUGCUGCUGAGGAGAAGGCCGAAGAACCUAUCACCGCCGAGACCACCGUGGUUGAGCAACCUACUGCCGAAGAGACUGUCGCCGAGGUAGUUCCUGAGGCUGCUCAAGAGUCGAUCGAAGCUCCAGUCGCUGAGGAGAAGGCUGAAGAGCCCACCCCCGUCGAGACUACCGUUGUCGAACAGCCUGUUGCCGAAGGUACCGCCAUUGAGGCCGCUGAGGAGGUAACUCAAGCUCCCGCUGCCGAGGAGACGGUCGAAGCAGCAAAGGUUGAGGAGCCUGCUCCUGUUGACGCCACCGUUGUUGAGCAGUUUGCUGCCGAGAAGACUUCCCCGGAGGCUUCUGAAGUUGUCAAGGAGUCCACUGAAACUCCUGUCACCGAGGAGAAGGUGGAAGAUCACGCCCCAGCUGAGGCCGUUGUCAUGGAGCAACCCACUGCCGAGGAGAUUGCCUCUAAGGAAGUCCCAGUUACUGAGGAGAAGGUCGAAGAACCGGCCACCGUCGAGGAACCCGUUGCUGAACAGCCUGCUAUCGAAGAGACUGCCCCAGAGGAAGCCUCGGAGCCCGCUCGGGAGACCAUUGAAGCCCCUACUGCGGAGGAGGAUGUUGAAGAGCCUACCGCCGUCGAGGCUGUCAUUGUCGAAGAACCCACUACCGAAGAGACCGCCACGGAGGCUGUGAAGGAGUCGACUGAAACUCCUGUUGCCCAGGAGACGGUGGAAGAGCCUACAACUACCGAGCCUGCUACUCAGGAGCCUGUUUCUGAGGAGAAGGUUGAAGAACCCGCCACCGUCGAGGUACCCGUUGCCGAGCAGCCUGUUACUCAAGAGCCUGCUGUUGAGGAACUUGCACCUGCGGAAACCGCUGAGGAAAAGGUCACUGAAGCCACCCAGGAGACAACUGAAACUCCGGUCGCGGAGCAGACAGCUGAGGCGGAGAAGGUGGAGGAUUCUACUCCCAUCGAAACGACUGCCGCUGAGGAGCCCGCAGUCCAGGAACCAGUCGCCGAGGUCGCCCCCGAAGCCGCUAAGGAAUCAAUUGAAAUUUCUACUGCUGAUGAGAAGGCUGAGGAGGCUCCCGUCGCCGAGACAGCUGCUGUUGAGCAACCCGUGGUUGAAGAACCCGUCAUCGAGCAGCCAGCCCCUGUCGAGGAGACCAAAGAAGAAUCCAAGGUCGAAGAGCCGGUUGUUGUGCCCUCAGCUACUGAGGCUGCCACUACUGAAGAGUCUGCUACUAAGACCGAGGAAACUCCUGCUCCCGUAGCCGAGACUAUCGAGCCCUCGACUACUGAAGAGGCCCCGGUUGAUGAGCUUGCCGAGACCGCUAUUUCGGAGGAGGCUACCGACGCAUCUAAGGCCGAGGACACACCCGUCGAGGUAGCUAAGGUUGAGGAGCCCGUCCAGGAAGAGUCUAAGGUCGAACAAGAGGCUGAAGAAUCCGCUAAGGAUAUCGCCGUCGACGACGCUACUGAGAAGCCUGCCGAGGAGGUCGCCCCCGCUGCUGCUGUCGAUCCCGUUGUUGAAGCCGCCACUGUCGUCGAGACUCCCACUGAAGAGCCUGCUCAGGACAUUGUCGUCGAAGCUCCUGUCGAGACUUCCACCGAGACUGCUGAGAAGGUGGUCGAGGAGCCGGUGGUGGAGACCGUCCCUGAGCCUGCUGAUGAGAAGGCGGCCGAAGCUGAGACUGCUGCUGCCGAACCCGUUGCUGCUGAAGAGACCUCUGUUCAGGAGCCCGAGGCCCCGGCUGUCGAGGAGCAGAAGGUUGAGGAACCUGUCGCUGAGGCUGAACUUGUCGAGACUCCUGUUGUCGAGACUCCCGCCGUCACUGAGGCUCCUGCUGCUACCGAGUCUGAUGUCGUGGAUUCCACGUCCGCCGAGGAGGCUAGCAAGGCUACCGAGGAGCCUAUCGCCGAGUCUGAGACUGCCGAAGCGGCUAAGGAAGCUGUCCCUGCUCCUGCUGAGCCUGCCGUCGAGGAGCCUGCUGUCAAGGAGCCCGCUGUCGAGGAGCCUGCCGCCGCGCCCGUCGAAGAAAAGGUUGCGGAGUCCACCACCGAGGAACCUGUCGUCGAGCCUAUCCAAGAAAAGGAAGUCGAGGCGGCAGCCGUUGCUCCUACUGUCGAAGAUCCUAUCACUGGACAGGCCGCCGCCGUUGUUGAGGACGCGACUUCUACACCCGCUGCUGCCGAGGAAACCGUUCCUGUUGUAGCUACCGAGGAGCCCGCUGCGGUUGCGGAGGAGUCGGUUGCCGUCGAGGAGCCUACUAUUGAGGAAGUUCCUGCUGCUGCUGCUGCUGCUGCUACUAAGGAAUCUGUCCCCGUUGUAGCUACCGAGGAGCCCGUUGCUGCUGCGGAGGAGUCGAUUACCGCCGAGGAGCCCACUAUUGAGGAGGCUCCUGCUGCUGAAUCCAACACCAGGCCUGCUCCUACCGAUGCCCCCGUGGCGGAGGAUGUCACUACUCGUGAACUGGCAGAGCCGGUGGCAGAGUCUGAGUCCCCUGUCGUAACUGAGGUCGUUGAGACUGCUCCGGAGCCCGCUGUGGAGGAACCCGUUCCCGCUUCUGAGGAAUCUGCCCCUACUGUUGAUGAGCCCGCUCCUGUUGAGCCUGCGGAAUCGGUCGAGCCUGUGCCCGCUCCCGUUGCGGUGGAGCCCCAAACUGUUACUCAGACUGAGGAGCCUUCCCAGGUAGAGGAUACCCCAGUCUCCAAGGAAGAGGCACCCAUCGCCGAGGAGACUGUGAAGGAACUCGAGCCUGAGAACAAGCAGGACGAGACUUCUGAGCAGCCUGCCGCACCUGAGGAGGUCCUUUCUGCUCUUGUUCAGACUGAGGAACCUGUGGCCGAGGACCCUGCUCCUCAAGAAGAGAAGCACGAGGAAGCUGCUAAGGACAGCAUUUUGACACCCGAAAUUCUCGGCGCUGGAGCGGCUGCUGCCGCCAUCGGUGUCGCUGCAGUCGGCGUGUCGUCUGUUCUGCACAAGGAACCCGAGGCUAAGCAUACAGACUCGGCUGUCACCGCCACCCACGAAGCUCCUUCCGACGACAAGGCCGAUAACAAGGCCCCUGCCGCGGAACAACCGACCGAAGACUCCCUCGCAGGCGAUCGUGAAGCCCUGCUCCACAAACUCAACCAGCCCUCCACGGAUCAGCUGACCACUGCCGCUGCUGAGCAUACCGCCACAAAGAACGACAAGCAGACUCGUGUCGAAAACGAACCCGAAUCCACCGCUGAGUCUAGCCCGAAGGCUGUUAACCAACUCAGCCCCGAGACUGCUGCGACUAGCAAUGCCAACGAGGAAGAUGCUCGUCCCGUGAGCCAGAACCGGUCAGUGACAGCUGUUUCUCUGAAUAGUGCGUCGGACAACUGGCUCAAGGCUUUCUUCCGCACUGUCCUUGGCGGCUUCUUUGGCACUAUCUUCUCCCCCUUCCGCCGCCGUGGCAAGUCUGCCAAAUAAGGUUGUGCUGGAACUGACGAGAGCCUUUAUCAACCCAUAUAUUUGCUCUUGUCUAUGAAUUCUGCACUUGGGGGAGAGGCAUUCCGGGGUUUUCCUUGGCGUGAUCUCUCUUCAACAUAAUGCAGUCUACUAACAUUGCUUUGAUCAGGUCCCUGUUCUGGACUACCAUUGCUGCGGUGCCUAUUCUUGCAAUCCUCUUGUCCAGUGGCUUCUUCUAAAGCUGGUGCUCGCUAGCAUCGACCUACAAAGCCCAUUCAUCGUGUUUGACUUUGACGAAAGUUGUCAGAAUGUUUCGAUUUCAUCUCCACUAUUGAUUCCCCUGUAUUGAUUACGAUUUUCCUUGUUGUCUAUCUCGGAUUUUUUUGUGCUUGUGGUUUCCUCCUCGGCGGAGACUACUGUUUUGUCCGCGUUGUUUUUUUAUGAUGAAUUUCCUUUGUCUCUCACGUUGGCGGACAAUGUCAUUACUCGAGAAAGAUUCAGUCUUCGAGAUAGGGCUCGUCGCCAGUGUGUAUCUAACGAGGCUUUUAUUAUGAACCUAAUGAAUGGAUAUGAUCAAUUUUAACCUUG
Messenger RNA from Penicillium brasilianum, 6933 nucleotides. Lineage: Eukaryota; Fungi; Ascomycota; Eurotiomycetes; Eurotiales; Aspergillaceae. The record is from the annotation of a GenBank genome assembly.